GCGCCGGGGAGCCCCGGGCCGCCCAUGAUGGGCUCCGUGCUCCCGGCUGAGGCCCUGGUACUCAAGACGGGGCUGAAGGCGCCGGGGCUGGCGCUGGCCGAGGUCAUCACCUCCGACAUCCUGCACAGCUUCCUGUACGGCCGCUGGCGCAACGUGCUCGGGGAGCAGCUCUUCGAGGACAAGAGCCACCACGCCAGCCCCAAGACGGCCUUCACCGCCGAGGUGCUCGCGCAGUCCUUCUCGGGCGAGGUGCAGAAGCUGUCCAGCCUGGUGCUCCCAGCGGAGGUGAUCAUUGCGCAGAGCUCCAUCCCUGGCGAGGGUCUCGGCAUCUUCUCCAAGACGUGGAUCAAGGCGGGCACCGAGAUGGGCCCCUUCACCGGCCGGGUGAUCGCCCCAGAGCAUGUGGACAUCUGCAAGAACAACAACCUCAUGUGGGAGGUGUUCAAUGAGGAUGGAACGGUGCGCUACUUCAUCGAUGCCAGCCAGGAGGACCACCGGAGCUGGAUGACCUAUAUCAAGUGUGCACGUAACGAGCAGGAGCAGAACCUGGAGGUGGUCCAGAUCGGCACCAGCAUCUUCUACAAGGCCAUCGAGAUGAUCCCACCGGACCAGGAGCUGCUGGUGUGGUAUGGAAACUCACACAACACCUUCCUGGGGAUCCCUGGUGUGCCCGGGCUAGAGGAGGACCAGAAAAAGAACAAGCAUGAGGACUUCCAUCCGGCGGACUCGGCGGCGGGCCCCGCAGGCCGCAUGCGCUGCGUCAUCUGCCACCGCGGCUUCAACUCGCGCAGCAACCUGCGCUCGCACAUGCGCAUCCACACGCUGGACAAGCCCUUCGUGUGCCGCUUCUGCAACCGCCGCUUCAGCCAGUCGUCCACGCUGCGCAACCACGUGCGCCUGCACACGGGCGAGCGCCCCUAUAAGUGCCAGGUGUGCCAGAGCGCCUACUCGCAGCUGGCGGGCCUACGCGCACACCAGAAGAGCGCGCGCCACCGGCCACCCAGCGCCGCGCUGCAGGCGCACUCGCCAGCGCUGCCCGCCCCGCACGCGCACGCGCCCGCGCUCGCCGCCGCCGCCGCGCACCACCUGCCGGCCAUGGUUCUGUGAGCGCGCCCGCGCCCCCGCCCGGCCCCGCGCGCCCCUCGCCCUCCGCCCAGAUCCCCUGCCCUGCUGGGGGUGCUCCCCGGAAGUGGCCCCCAGGCACCCCCGCCUCGCCCCAUCUCGCAGAUGAGGGCGCUGAGCGCGGCGUCCCUCCCUAGGCCGCGCAGCUGGUGCGGCUGCUAGGCCGCCUCCUCUGGGAGGGGGUCCUCCUGCCCGACCUCCGCCCGGAGUUCCCCUCCUGCUGUAGAGCCGGGCGCCUAGACUGGCAUCCCUCUCGUGGGUGGCAGGAGAGCGGACUUAGAGCCCCCCAGGGCCCCUCAGCAGAGGAAGGGGAGUUCCGACCUCCGCCAGCGAGAGUCCGGUGCUUCGGAAUGGAGGGAGGGCGACCUCAUCGUCAGGGUGCGGCCUGGUUCGGGGGUUGGGGGGGGCGCCAUCUCCUUUUCCGUCCCCUGGGACUGGUGUCCUGAAGUGUCGGGAGACCUGACGCAGCCUGGACAGGCGCGGGCUACUGGGGUCCAUCGGAAGCCAGAAGAGACCCGGAGAGAUCUGCAUCUUCAGGGUCCCUCUCUCCUUUAGGCCACCUUACCCCAAACCUGGCUCCUGGGGAAUGGAUGAACAAGGAGUUCUUUGCAGUGCGCCAGGCAGGUAGAGAGUAAAGGCACAACGGAAAACCUCUGUAGGACCCCGAGCAAGACCCUGCACCACUUUGGGCCUCAGUUUCCCCAUCUGUAAAAUGAGAGAGUUGGACCAAUGCCCCCUCCCCUUCAGUUGUGACAUCAUGCCUGGGGAAGGCGAAAGUUUCCCCCAGCCCCUUCCAACACACACACUCCAGCGAGAGGAGAGCAAGACUGGAACCGCUGCCCUGGAGGUUAUGGUGGCUUCUGUGGCCUAGAAGCGUUUCCAAGGUGUGCCCAGUCCCAGGACUUCCGCCCCGUCUGCCCACACUUCCUUGGUCCGUGUCCGUUUCCCCAAACUCCGGCCGUGCGCGCCCUCUGGUGUCACCUCUCACACCUUGCAGUCAUUUACCAGGAUUCCCGUGGGGCGUUUUGUAAAAUAAAGAAACUAUAAUAUUAAUGAAAAGUUUAAAAUGUAUAGAGUUUUCAAGAAACUGUGUUCUACUUCCAGAAAAAUGGUCACUUUAACCUUGUAAAUAUUUAUCUAAAAUGAUAUUUACAAACUGUGAUAUAAUAUUAUUUGAUUGUAUAUGUACAACUGUAAAUACAUUUGUACCUCUCUUGUAUUCUAAAAUAAAAUUACUUGGAGCAUUUAUCAUUUA
Messenger RNA from Callithrix jacchus (white-tufted-ear marmoset), 2377 nucleotides. RefSeq names its product PR/SET domain 12 (gene PRDM12). Gene Ontology annotation, molecular function: histone methyltransferase binding. NCBI's taxonomy places the organism in Eukaryota, Metazoa, Chordata, Mammalia, Primates, Cebidae. Gene Ontology annotation, cellular component: nucleus. Gene Ontology annotation, biological process: regulation of gene expression; neurogenesis. The record is from RefSeq and is a predicted model, not a curated record.